Molecule: messenger RNA, 4381 nt
Organism: Brienomyrus brachyistius
Lineage: Eukaryota; Metazoa; Chordata; Actinopteri; Osteoglossiformes; Mormyridae
Gene: sall4
Product: spalt-like transcription factor 4
Exons: 4
Coding region: 155-3355 (1066 amino acids)
Biological process (GO): regulation of transcription by RNA polymerase II
Cellular component (GO): nucleus
Molecular function (GO): RNA polymerase II cis-regulatory region sequence-specific DNA binding; DNA-binding transcription factor activity, RNA polymerase II-specific
Source: RefSeq, a predicted model, not a curated record
GGCCCAUGAUAAAUCGCAAUGCAUUAUUGAUAAUAAUAAUUACACUGACAUGCGCAUUUCUUCUUGAAGGGCUAAUUUCCCAACUCUACAAAUUUGUUGUAAAGAAGACGAAGGGGGGAAAAUAUUGCAACUAUUUGCUCCCGAUGGUUGCACCAUGUCGAGGCGCAAGCAAGCCAAGCCGCAGCACAUCAACUCCGAAGAACCCGGUCCGGCGGAAAACGGGUCUCUUCAGGAGAGUGCAAUGGAGGAGGAUAGGGUGGAGGCGAAAAGAAGCAAGAUGGAGGAAACAAAGAUAUGUGACGGAUGUUGCGCCGAGUUCUUUGACUUGACAGAAUUCCUCGAGCAUCAGAGAACUUGCACUAAAAGUCAGGAGGUCGUUAUCAUGAAAGACUUCUCGCAGGGCUCCCCACAGAGCUUCCCCGGCGACCGCAGCGCGAGCCAGUCUGGCAGCGAGUCGCAGAAGGGGAACGACGGCUCCUCUGAUAGGAUGGAGGAAGAGGCCAAAUCAAACGAUGAGCCAACAAAACCGAUUCACGUGGAGGUCCCUGCCGGAAACUCUAAUGUUACACUGGAAUCCAUGCCUGGCACCAAAGUGGCCGUCACCCAGCAUUUGUCCAGCUGCAAGUCUCCAACCUCCCAGACCAAUCUCCAUGCCAUCCCCAUGAUUCUGGAGCAGCUGGUGAACUUGCAGCAGCAGCAGCUGCAGCAGAUCCAGCUGACGGAACAAAUCCGCAUCCAGGUGGCCAUGAUGGCCCCACAGAGCCUGCAGUCCAGUAUCGGUGCUGCCGUUGAUCCUUUGAAGGCCCUCGGGGCGCACCUGUCUCAGCAGCUCUCUGCGGCCGCCGCCUUGAUUGGGAAAAGGACUGGAAGUCAGAGCCUAUCCCUGGAGACUCUGAAACAGGGAAAACUACCUCACUCCAACGGAGUCCCGAUGUCGCUAUCAGCGAGUGUCGGAGUGUCAAAACUGGACAUGUCAAAGGGGAUUCCUGCACUCUUUCCUCAGUCUCCAGGUGCAAUGGCUUUCCAGAACCCCUUCACUGCCAUCUCAGCUGGCAUAGACCCUACUAAGAAAGUCAAGGGGAAGCUGCCCGCUAUGACCGAGCAGAAGGCUGGGUCAGGGGAGCAACUCUUUAAGCACAAGUGCACGUUUUGUGGGAAGACGUUCGGCAAUGACAGCGCCCUCCAGAUCCACUUGCGCUCCCACACUGGGGAGAGGCCUUACAAGUGCAACAUCUGUGGGAACCGGUUUACCACGAAGGGCAACCUCAAGGUUCACUUCCAGAGGCACAAGGAAAAGUAUCCACACAUCAGGAUGAACCCCCAUCCAGUACCUGAACAUCUCGACAACAUUCCGACCAGCAGCGGCAUCCCUUAUGGGAUGUCCAUGCCCAUUGAAGAGUCCAACUUUGUAGAUGGCAAGCCUGUAAUGGGUAUGCCUGCUGCAGGAUUCCAUCCUUCUGUACUGCAGGGCCUUAAGGCAUCAUUUGAAACUUCCCUGGGGGGUGAGAUGUAUUCUCAGAGGCCUUCUUCAUCUGGCAGUGAUGGAACCUCAAUCUCAUCGAGCAUGUUCAACCAAGAAAUGGGACUGGACCAGAACCAUGGGUCUCCAGAAGGUCCUGGAAGUUUGCCCCAGAUGAAUGGCAAUGGUCUGGUUGCAGAUGCAAGCUCGGGGACGGCCAAGCUUCAGCAAAUGGUAGACUGUUUGGAGAAGAGGACCAGUGACCCCAAUGAGUGCAUGAUCUGUCACCGGGUGCUGAGUUGCCAGAGCUCCUUGAAGAUGCACUAUCGCACCCACACAGGGGAGAGGCCUUACAAAUGCAAGAUCUGUGGCCGGGCAUUCUCAACAAAGGGCAACCUCAAAGCCCAUUAUGGUGUCCACAGGGCCAACACACCAUUGAAGAUGCAACAUUCCUGCCCCAUUUGCCAGAAGAAAUUUACCAAUGCUGUAGUUCUGCAGCAACACAUCCGCAUGCACAUGGGUGGUCAGAUUCCCAACACUCCUCUGCCAGAAGGCACAUUCGAGGCUACAGAGAUGGAAAGCUCUCCAUCUAAUGAGAAGACCCUUGACGUGAAUAGUUUUAAUGAUGAGAGUCUUGAUGAGCCUGAUGUGGGGUUGGACUCUCAGGAAAAGCCCUCGGAGUUCUCUGAGCCCCUAAACGGGGCUUCAGGUAUGAAAGAAGACCAUGCAUCUCACCCUCAGCCUAUGUUGUCUGGCAUUGCUGCUCUGGAAAGCCACAUGAAGAGCUUAACCUCAGCCCUCAACCUGCAGCAGCAGCAGCAAACCGGUGCAUCCGAGAAUGACGUCACACCUAAAGACGCCCCACCUGUGUCGGGGGAGAUGAGCGGAGAAUAUCAGAAUGGCCGGAGUCCUGCAGCCUCAGACUCUAUGUCUUUCCAAUCUUCAUCUCCUGUCGAUAGCCAGCAGGGCAGCAACCAGUCAAAGUCUCCUGAUUCUGCAAUCGCUGAAGAAGGUGGUAGAGGUGCUUCUAAGCCAGAGGUAGAAUAUGGGUCUCAGGAUCCUGAAUCUGGAGGUGCUCUUGACCUGACUUCUGGCAGUUUUGUUCCAAAGCCAGUCAAAGAGAUACCAGGCCUUUCCAUGACCAUGGGAGAAUACGGCUCUAGCCAUGUCCCUUACAUGCGGGUUCCCCCAAGUCUGGUCAAGUUGGAAAUGCAGAUCCCUCCCGAGACCCCAAUGGGACAACACAACCUUUUUGGUACCCAGAUGCCCUUGGGUGUAGGCUCGCAGUCCGGCAGCGCUAGUGCACCACGUCGCUCCAGCAAGCAGCACCUGUGCAAUGCUUGCGGAAAGAACUUCUCCUCUGCCAGUGCUCUACAGAUCCAUGAGCGUACACAUACUGGGGAGAAGCCCUUCGCUUGUACAAUCUGUGGCCGAGCCUUUACCACAAAGGGCAACCUGAAGGUGCAUGUUGGAACUCACAUGUGGAAUAACUCUGCAAGGCGGGGGCAGAGGAUGUCUCUGGAUAACCCCAUGGCCUUGAUGGCCAUGGGUACAGAGCCGAAGAUGGUUCCUGAGAUGAUGCCACCCCCAAAGGACCUGCCGCCUCCUCCCAUGAACUUUGACCCCUCCAUGUGGAACCAGUAUGCCGCGGCAUUUUCAAAUGGUCUGACCAUGAAGACCAAUGAGAUUUCAGUCAUCCAGAACGGAGGCAUUCCCCUCCCAGGUAGUCUUGCCAGUGGUCCACUAGCAGGCUCCACUGGGGGUCUGAUGAAGAUUGAUAGCUCCCAGGCUGGUCUCCCUGGUACCAUAGCUGAGAUGGAGAAAAAUGGUGCAGAAGGUGUCCCAAAGUCACAGUUUUCACACUUCAUGGAAGAGAGCAAAAUCGCUGUGAAUUAAUUUUUUUUUUUUUUGUGUGUAAUUUUCUCCCACCUCCUUGCAUUUUUCUAAGUUCUAUGACAAAUCUAAUCAUCCUACUGAAAAGGAUCAUGGCUUUUUUAUAAUUGUCGCUAUUUUUACUUGCUUGGGAAUAAAGUACAAUCGCCUUUAGAGCUUUGACCCUCGAUGCAAGGCUCCCUUGGUGAGGUUCUAUGGGUUUCUCAAAGCAUUAAUUGAUCCCUUUCCCCCGGUCAUUUUGAAGGGGGCACCUUGUUGCCCUUGGCGCCAUUUUGAACAGUUUACCUCUUAAAUGCCUAGUAUUUCUUAUAGUAAAACUUGAACUGCUGUAGAGAUCUUGGUUAUAUUUACAGUUUGUACGUGUGGAAACGAAGCGGGUAACUUUUGUUUUUUAGUCUUUCCUCUGGAAGUUGAAUGUAUUUCUUACUUGAAACAGCUGUAAUCCAAACUUUGUCCCUGCCAGGAAUGUACGCUAAAGGAUAACGCCUAGUUGCAAAUGUUUGUUUGAAGAUGUAUAGUUGAUAUUUGGGGAAAUUCUGUUUUUUUUUUUUUUUUUUUUUGUAGCUACUUAAUCUGUGUUUGUUUGACUUGUCUAGCACCUACAAUUUCACCCAGCCCAUAGGAAAUCUGUCAUUCUCAUGCAAGACGAUGUUUUUCAGGGCAAUGGUGCAUUUUGCUGCUUUGUGUAUCAACAGUCUGGUUUGGAAAAGCACCAGUAGUUUGUCCUUUUUUUUUGUCUUUCUGUAAACGGUGGUUGCUUUUGUGGUGAAAUGUAUAUAGUUUACACUCUAAGUGCCUAGCAUUGAACUACGUAUGCCAGCAGCAUCUACUCGAACCACCACAGAUGACGUUGUGAUGAAGAUGAAAUUCCUUUCCCUCUGGCCAAAAAUGAUCAAGACUUCUUGCAUUUUUCUGUGUCAGUGUAACGUUCGGUUUCCUGAAGCUGGAUUUCUGCAUGUGUCCCUUUUAUCCAAACUGGUAGGGCCUAGACCAAUGUUUUAAAGGCUAUUAAAACACUGAAUGCUUUCA